This is a messenger RNA of Verticillium dahliae VdLs.17, 1146 nucleotides long. Its product is annotated as serine/threonine-protein kinase SRPK3. Gene Ontology annotation, molecular function: ATP binding; protein kinase activity. The coding region runs from base 1 to 1146 and encodes 381 amino acids. Lineage: Eukaryota; Fungi; Ascomycota; Sordariomycetes; Glomerellales; Plectosphaerellaceae. The record is from RefSeq and is a predicted model, not a curated record. The transcript has 3 exons. Gene Ontology annotation, biological process: protein phosphorylation; regulation of mRNA processing; spliceosomal complex assembly.
AUGACCGCCUCCCCUCCACCCACCCCACCGUCGAGGCCCGUGAGGGAUGACGAGCGAAGAUUACAUACCAUCAACUUGCCGUGUGAAUGGCUUGAAGACUACCGCCCCGGUGGUUGCCACCCUGUCCAUCUCGGCGACAGUUUCAAGGACGGCCAAUACAAGGUCAUCCGGAAGCUCGGCGAUGGCUCCUACUCAACCGUCUGGCUGGCCCGAGACCUGAGCAACUGUAAAUAUGUCGCCAUGAAAAUUCUCGUUUCAGACAUAUCGGCAUCCACAAACGAGGUUCAGAUUUUGCGCCAGCUCAACGGCAUCGCACCAGCACAAGGGGCUCGGCAUGUCACACAGCUGCUAGAUGAAUUCGAGCAUAGCGGACCUAACGGCAUCCAUAAAUGCCUUGUGUUCGAGCCGAUGGGUCCUAGUGUGAAUUCGAUGGUCGAAGAGCUGCCGCAAUUCAACCCGCGCAAGUGGGGUAUGAAAGUCCGAUAUCCGCCACAGAUGGCCAGGAGUAUCCUCAAACAGUCUCUGCAGGGCUUGGAGUUUCUUCACGGUAACGGCAUCGCUCACGGAGACUUCCAGCCGGGAAACAUACUCUUUGCCCUCAAUAACAUCGAUUCAAAGCCCGAGGAUGUGCUCCGUCAAAGGGAAGAUGUACAAGCCAUGUCCAUCUCAGAUACGGUACGGAGAUUAGAUGGUAAACAAGACAAGUGGGCGCCUCAUUAUCUUUGCGUUGGGCAGCCACUGGUCCGUUUUACCUCCUAUGCCGAAGACUUCAAGAUCAAACUAUCCGACAUGGGUGGAGGAUCGGAUUUUGAGGAUGACGAUCAUAUCCUUGCACUCACCGAAAGGCUCGGCCCCCUUCCUGAUGAGCUAUUCAAACGGUGGAGGACUUCUUCGUUGUACUUUACACCGGAAAGAAAACUCUACAAUUGUCAGCUCGGGGGAGUGCCGCAAGGGAAACAGCCGCUUCUAUUGCAACAAACAUCCAUGGAGGACUUGUUCGAUCAGGCGGGCCCGGAAAUUGAUGGGGAGGAAAGCCGUCAAGUGAAGGCACUCAUCCGACGGAUUCUUCAGUAUGACCCCACGAAGAGACCUUCGCCUACCGAAAUUCUGGAGGAUCCCUGGAUGCGCAAGAGCGGCUCGCUUUAG